This is a messenger RNA of Linum tenue, 2072 nucleotides long. NCBI's taxonomy places the organism in Eukaryota, Viridiplantae, Streptophyta, Magnoliopsida, Malpighiales, Linaceae. The record is from the annotation of a GenBank genome assembly.
AUGGAAAUGGAAGCUGUGGUGGCCCGGAAGGAAGAACAUGAUGAUGACGAUGAUGAGCUGGGAGCGGCGGCGGACGGCGGCGUUUCGGUGACGUGGAAGGAUCUGUACGUUACAGUUGGCGGCGGUCGGCUGACGAUCCUGGAAGGGCUGACGGGAUAUGCGGAGCCCGGGGAGGUGCUUGCUAUCAUGGGUCCUUCUGGAUGCGGCAAAUCAACCCUGCUCGACGCUUUGGCAGGAAGGUUGAGUUCAACGGCGCAGCAAAGUGGAGACAUCCUAAUCAACGGUCGGAAAGAGAGUUUAGCUUAUGGGACCUCGGCCUACUUGACACAAGACGACACUUUAAUGACGACACUCACAGUGAAAGAGGCAGUCUACUACUCAGCACAACUCCAGCUGCCAGAUUCCAUAUCAAUCGCCGAGAAAAAGAAACGAGCAGAGAUGGUGAUAAAGGAAAUGGGCCUUCAGGAUUCACUGAACACUAGAAUUGGCGGGUGGGCCGUUAAGGGCCUGAGCGGCGGGCAGAAGAGGAGAGUUAGCAUAUGCAUUGAAAUGUUAAGGAGGCCCAAGUUGUUAUUCUUGGACGAGCCCACCAGUGGGCUCGAUAGUGCAGCUUCUUACCACGUCAUGAGCAGGAUUCUGAAGCUUGCUCAAAACGACAGGAUCACUGUCGUUGCUUCAGUUCAUCAGCCAAGUAGUGAGGUUUUCCAGCUCUUUCGAAACCUAUGUCUCCUCUCUUCUGGAAGGACAGUCUACUUUGGUCGUGUUGCUUCGACUGAACAGUUUUUCACUUCCAAUGGUUUCCCCUGUCCAACUCUGAGAAACCCUUCUGACCAUUAUCUUCAAACCAUCAACAAGGACUUCGAUCAGGUAAUAAGAUUACUCAUAUGUACUGCUACAUAUUACCAGGAAGACAUUGAACAAGGGCAUGGUGGUUCAGUAAGAACAGAGGAAGUCAUUAGUAUUCUUGUUUCUUCAUACAAAUCAUGUGUGAUUCGACAGCAAACUGAACAACAUGUUAAUACCUUAUGCCAACAGAAAGGAGGAACUUUUGGCAAGAAAGGAGGACAAGCAAGCUUCAUCACUCAAUGCAUUGUUCUUACCCGGAGAUCCUUUCUGAACAUGUAUCGUGACCUUGGCUAUUACUGGCUUCGCCUAGCAAUCUACAUUGCCUUGAGUUUAUGCACUGGAAGUAUAUUCUAUGAUGUUGGCUUUAGCUUUGGCUCAAUUCAGGCCCGAGGAACGAUGCUCAUGUUCGUCGCAGCAUUCUUGACUUUCAUGGCAAUUGGUGGAUUCCCUUCUUUCAUCGAGGAUAUGAAGAUAUUUAGACGAGAGAGGCUGAAUGGCCACUACGAAGUGGGAGCAUUUGUGGUUGCGAACACAUUAUCCUCCAUCCCAUACCUCUUUCUAAUAUCCUUAAUCCCAGGAGUCAUAGCUUACUUUCUCGUGGGACUUCAGAAAAGCAUCGAACACUUCACCUACUUUGCUCUCUUGUUGUUCGUCACAAUGUUGCUGGUAGAGAGCCUCAUGAUGAUGGUGGCGAGCUUUGUGCCUGAUUUCUUGAUGGGGGUGAUAACAGGAGCUGGAAUUCAAGGUGUGAUGGUGCUAAAUGGAGGUUUCUUUAGGUUGCCCAAUGACCUUCCUAAUCUCUUUUGGAAGUACCCUAUGUACUACAUCUCAUUCCAUAAGUAUGCGAAUCAAGGAUUCUACAAGAACGAGUUUGAAGGGUUGACAUUCCCCAAUCCUCAACAAGGAGCUAAUUCUUCCAUCUCGGGUGAGGAAAUUUUGAGGAGUGUUUGGCAAGUAGAUACAGGGUACUCCAAGUGGAUUGAUAUCGCUAUAUUAUUUGGAAUGGUGGUUUUUUAUCGGCUCAUGUUUUUGGGGAUUGUGAAGCUUGGUGAGAAGGUUAAGCUGAUGUUGAAAAAAAGAGUUGGGUCAUCCAAGAAAACAAGCCCUGUGGUAGAGAUAUGACUUGAUAUUUCAAAGUUAAUGUUAAUUGGCUAUUUAUUGAUUGAUAUCAAUUGCAUUUUUAUCUUUAAUGUUGUUUAACAACGAAGAUAAUUACUCUCCUGUGA